UCGUCAUCAUUUGAAAUUUUGACAAGUUUAUCUUUACAAAAGUGCAAACUUUGCAGCUUUUACAAAUUUUAAUUUGAUUUAUUCUUACAUCCAAUCUGUUUCUAUUACGUUUGUGUUGAAAUCUUCAUGACGCGUAAGAAGUAACUAUCAGUCUUAUUAUUUUGUUUCCAAUAUAUUUACACUUUACCAAGUUACCUAACCCUACUUUACGUACCGUACCCUACCACUAAUUUCAUUUUAUCAUUUUUAUGUUCAUUUUCAAAUCCAUAUUAUGAUUUACAAGUAUCUUGCUCUUUAUUUGACUGUAACUUUCUAGUAUUGACAUGGCACCUUCACUACGUCAACGUGGACAAUCAAGUUAUCAAAGUCAGAAAAAAGAUCAAAUUAAAAAGCCAAAGAGACCAUUAGGAAAUAAUAGUAAUAAUAAGAAAGAAGAAGCUGGUGGUGGUUCGGGUGUAGGAGUGGCUUAUCCCAGCGCCGACACGGCCUUCAAAGCGUUAUUAUCGGCGCGUUUUUGCGCUGCAAUUUGGAGUCAUGUGACUGAUUGUGACGAAACUUUUAAUUAUUGGGAACCGAGUCACUACCUGCUAUUCGGAAAAGGGUUCCAGACAUGGGAAUACAGUCCCGAAUUCGCGCUAAGAUCGUAUGCUUACAUACUGGUGCAUGUAUUGCCAGCCUGGAUCUACCACAACCUGCUGCAACCCAACCGGUUGCUUGUCUUCUAUUUCUCCAGGUGUCUGCUAGGUCUACUGUCUGCACUAUGUGAGGUUUAUUUUUACAAGAGUGUAUGUCGUGAGUUUGGCAUCCAUGUAGGCAGAAUAAUGCUUGUUAUUCAGCUAUUCAGUGCUGGAAUGUUUAUUUCUAGUACUGCCUUUUUACCAUCAAGUUUCUCAAUGUAUAUGACUUUACUAUCUUUGGGAGCUUGGUAUAGGAGAAGGUAUGAGUUGGCGAUAUUCACUACAGCCUUAUCAACGUUCCUUAGUUGGCCUUUUGCUGCACUUAUAGGGUUACCCAUUGCCAUCGAUAUGCUAUUUAGGAGAGGGGAGUGGCUGAAGUUCAUACAAUGGAGUGUUAUAUCGGCAGUUGCUAUUCUUUUGCCGAUGUUAAGAAUUGAUUCGCUGUAUUAUGGCCGAUUAGUGGUGGCUCCUAUGAACAUAGUAAUGUACAAUGUGUUCACUUCUCACGGCCCCGAUCUAUAUGGCACGGAAUCGUGGACCUACUAUUUGUACAACGGUUUGCUCAACUUCAACUUUGCAUUUUUGGCAGCCCUACUUACUCCCGUGGCGCUGGUAUUAGUUCAACUGCUUAUACCGUUGAGGAUCAGGCAUGCUGUAUGUAUUCCAUAUUGGUUGUCGUUGGCUCCUCUCUACAUAUGGCUUGCUGUAUUCUGGAUACAGCCUCACAAGGAGGAGCGCUUCCUGUUUCCGGUGUACCCGUUGGUGUGCCUGUGCGGCGCGAUCACACUGGACGCCGGCCAGAAGCUGUGGUUUCGUAUGGUGGUGCGCUCUGGUGUCCACUACCUGCAACACACCACCCUGGUCAUCAUCCCCGCCCUGGUUGUCGUCUGUCUGCUCGGUCUUAUGCGCAUAGUUGUGCUUUACAAAGGAUACCAUGCACCUAUGGACAUAUUUAUGGAACUUAACAAGUUGGCAGCUGAAGAUGUUAUAUCUGAAGAUCAACCUCUAAAUAUAUGCAUUGGAAAGGAAUGGCACAGGUUCCCGUCAUCCUUCUUUCUACCCAGUGACAAUUGGAAUCUCAGAUUUUUAAAAUCGGAAUUCAAAGGGCAACUGCCCCAGCCUUAUAGUUUACUAGAUAACGCAACUAUGGUCUUACCAGCCAAUAUGAAUGAUAUGAACAAGGAGGAACCCUCCAGAUAUGUUAAUGAAUCGAUUUGUCACUUUCUGGUUGACCUGGACAGAGGACCAAAUUCUGGCACAGAGUUGGAGCCGAAUUAUUCAGAAGACACCUCCAAGUGGACAAUUGUCAAAUCGGUGCCUUUCAUGGAUGCCACCAAGACCAACCGUUGGCUGAGACUGUUUUACGUGCCGUUCGUGUGGGAAUCCAACUGUGUCUUUAACUCCUACAAUCUUCUGAAAGCCGUCAAAUCUCCCCCCAACAACCAUCACUUUGUGACAUCAUCACUCUGACGUCAGCACACCAGCUAGCUGCCGACAUCUGGCGGAUAAAUUUGGAACUUCAACUAACAAAAGGACACACAGAGAACAAGCAUGGUACUUGAUGUAGGUCCGGUUGCACAAAAGCCUGUUGUUGAAUUUCAAUCAUGAUUAAAUUUUACGAGAACCAAUCAGCGAAGGUUUUUUUGAGAAGAUGGUUUCUCUGAUUGGUUCUCGUGGCAUGUAAUCGGUAUUAUAAGUUGAUAGACUUUUGUGCAACCCGGUGUGAGAUUCACUUCAAUCAGCAUUGAUUGAAUGUGAGGUGUUGGUGUUGAGGCGAAAGCACACAGCAGCAGACAGACGGACAAAAGUCAAACGUCUGCAUGCAGACGUGAGCAUACAUUUAUUUAUGAAGACAGACGGACGACUGUGUGGGUUGCAACAUUAUAACAACUAGGGAGGGAUUUUUCCUUCGUCUGUCUGCGUUAAUAAUUUCAGUCAGCAUUGACUGAAUGGGAAGCAUUGAUGUUAUUCAUAAGGAAUGCUGACAGUUGAAAGUGACUCUCAUUGUUGUAAGUUUAUGACAAGCAGUUGAUAGUAAAAAGUGAUUGUUGAAAGUGCUAUGACGUUUUACCAGGUGAUUCAAAAAAGGUGUAACAAUAGGUAACUUGUUAACCGUUCAUUUUACAGAGAACUUUAAAUGGGCAACUUCCCUUCUUUUUGUGAUAUUUUACGACAUGCCAUUUUACAUUGAAAAUUUGGCCGUCAUCUUCCAAAAUGGAGGACAGCUUUAUUAUCUUGAAUGGCAGCCCCCAUUUUUAUGAUAUUUUUGGAUUCUACGUUAAAUUUUAAGACAUUUUUACUCUUGUAAUUUUUUAUAAACCCAACCGUUUACGAGCCGGAGGAUAUUUUUGUAUUCUUAUCAUGAAGCUAAUAAAAUCGUGUUUUCCAAUGAUUAACCACCGGUAUAUCGAAAACCAUUAAUCUGACAGCCAACUUUAAAUGGGGAAAUUUCUUUCUUUUUUGUGACUAUUUGGGCUAUCUCCCAAAAUGGAGGACAGCUUUAUUAUUUAUUUUAAAUGGCAAACCCCAUUUUUUAUGAUAUUUUUGAAUUCUUCGUGAAUUUUAUAAAAUUUAUAAAUUUUUUGGUAAACCCAACCGUUUAGGAUGUACAACUGAUAUGUUGUAAACAUUAAUGCAAUAUCCAUUAUGAUUAUGACUGUGUGGCUUAUUAUGGCUGUACAUCCUAAACGGUCAGGUUUAUCAAAAAAUGACAAGACUAAAAAUGUCUUAAAUUUAACGUAGAAUCCAAUAAUAUAAUAAAAAAUUGGGGUUGCCAUUCAAAAAAAUAAAGUUGUCCUCCAUCUUGGAAGAUGGCGGCCAAAUUUUCAAUUUAAAAUGGCAUGUCGUAAAAUAUCACAAAAAAAGGGAAGUUGCCCAUUCAAAGUUCUCUGUAAAAUGAACGGUUAACAAGUUACCUAUUGUUGCACCUUAUGUGAAUCACCCGGUGUAUUAGGUAGUUAGACUGCAACACAACGACGGAUCAAGUGGGUUCCGAACCACAAGAUCGACGUAAACGUCCGUAUAAGAUACAAGAUAUUAGCCUUGAACGAACGGAAACUUGAUACAGUGUGAUCUGAUUGAUAAUUGAAAUUGUGAUUCAUCAUGAACUUUAUUUUAAACAAAGACAAUGAAGUAAAUGUAAAAAAUAGGCUGAAUACUUAGAAAUGGAGAAUGAUGUAGGGGAAAAUAUCGAUAGCUGAGUUGAAGUAGGAAUACGUUUAAAAAUACUGAUAAAAUAUACAUAAUAUUUGUAUAUGCCUUUCCUAUGAGUACAACAAUUUUUAUCGACGAUUAUUCUAUUUUUAUUUUAUGUUCAUUUAGUGGAGUUGAAAGCACAGUACCUUAUUAUAGCAAUAAACAAUAUUAAAUACUUCUAGAUCGAAAUACCGUAUCUCAAAUAUAAAUUAAUCAUCUAGCUUCUGAGAGCUUAGCUUGAAGCUUUUCAAAACGUUUGCAUUCAAAAGCUGUCUUUGUUUUGUUUUCUAGUCAAUAAUUCUCAUUUGUAAAUUUUGUAAAAUUUUAUGUGCAACUAAGAGACUGUUUGUUAAAAUACUUUAGUAUGUAUAAUACUUCUAAAAUAAUAUAGAUCGCAGUAAUACGAUGCAAUAAUUUAUUAUAUUCAUAAAUGUGUAAUUUUAGUAUUGAAAUAUCGUUUAUUGUAUAGAGAAAUUGCAACAUUAAUAACGGCACAAAUUGAUGAACAAUCAUUAAAGGGAGCUCAUUUUAUAAUCAACCAAUCACAGAGCUCGAUUUUUUGAUGCGACGUUCAUUUUUGUCGAUUUUUCGUAGCUAUUUCCCACUGGUUACUCUGUGAUUAAUAACGUUCUCUCAUGCUCGUUACUUCAGUACAAAUAAUGUUAGUUAUAGUAAUGAUACUAUUACAUUCCAGUUAUCCUCCAAAAUUAAGCUGAAAUUGAUACAAUCGUUGAACGCAAUAAUCCAAAAUUGUAACAUAUUUUAUUUGUUACCGUAUCGAAGACAAAACGACCAUUAUUGUUUGGACGAUAUUUUUAGAGUUUGGAAUGUGUAUAUUUUUCAAAUCAUAGAUUGGCAGAAUACUUGUUCAUUUGCCCUACUAUGGAAUAAUCAUUAUUGACACCUUGAAAUUCUACUAGUACGGUACUUAAUGCAUAGUAGGUUUCAAUUUUUGAAUAUGAUUAUUCUAUUUUCAAUGUCAAAGUUUGUAAAUUAUAUUUUAUGUUAAUCGAACAAUAUUAUUUUAUGCUACUUACAAUAAUGGAAAAUGGUUAUAAAGUUUUCUAUAUUUCUUGAAAAUUACGUUUUUGACAUUUUAUUUAAUUAGUAUAGCGUCCAUACCGUAUAUUUUUGAACGGUCUGUUCAUUCUUGUAUAGAAAUUUGUGGAAUAAUUACUACUAAGUUUGAGUUUUGUUUAUAUACUGUCUAAUUUUUAAUUGGAAUUUGUUCAAUAAAAGUAUACGUAGUAUA
Molecule: messenger RNA, 5124 nt
Organism: Nilaparvata lugens (brown planthopper)
Lineage: Eukaryota; Metazoa; Arthropoda; Insecta; Hemiptera; Delphacidae
Product: alpha-1,2-mannosyltransferase ALG9
Exons: 13
Coding region: 324-2147 (607 amino acids)
Biological process (GO): protein N-linked glycosylation
Cellular component (GO): endoplasmic reticulum membrane
Molecular function (GO): alpha-1,2-mannosyltransferase activity
Source: RefSeq, a predicted model, not a curated record